Bemisia tabaci is the source of this 5528-nucleotide messenger RNA. NCBI's taxonomy places the organism in Eukaryota, Metazoa, Arthropoda, Insecta, Hemiptera, Aleyrodidae. The record is from RefSeq and is a predicted model, not a curated record.
AUCACAGGCAACUGCGGCCGGUCCCCAGAACGUUCAAUUAAUUUCAAUUUAUUUAUCCGUCAUCUUGUGCGCUCGUUUGGAAGUAUUUUACCGAAGACAAGGAUUCAAUUUCAGGAUCAACGAGAUUCGAGAAAUCAUGGGAAAUGUGGUGAAACCGAAGUUCUGAGCAGGACCUCGCAGAGAAAUCAAAUUCUGAAAAUGGCGGCUGAUAAGGUAACACUGACUGAUGCCUUAUCCAACGUUGACGCCCUAGAUGAACUUACGUUACCCGAUGAACAACCAUGCAUCGAAGCUCAGCCAUGCUCUGUCAUUUAUCAAGCUAACUUUGAUACUAACUUCGAAGACCGGAAUGGCUUCGUCACCGGGAUAGCAAAGUACAUCGAAGAAGCCACCGUUCACGCCAGUUUGAAUGAACUUUUGGAAGAUGGCUUGGAACAUGCGGUCAUGCUGUACACGUGGCGAUGUUGCUCUCGAGCCAUCCCGCAACCGAAGUCUAACGAGCAGCCGAACCGGGUGGAAAUCUACGAGAAGACGGUUGAAGUGUUGGCUCCUGAAGUGAACAAGCUGCGUAAUUUCAUGUACUUUCAGCGGAAAGCCAUCGAAAGAUUUUGCGCAGAAGUAAAAAGGCUGUGCCAUGCUGAAAAGAGGAAGGAUUUUGUGUCAGAAGCCUACUUGCUCACCUUAGGAAAAUUUAUCAAUAUGUUUGCGGUGCUAGAUGAACUGAAAAACAUGAAAUCAAGUGUGAAAAAUGAUUACUCUACCUAUCGCCGUGCCGCCCAGUUCUUGAAAGUAAUGGCAGAUUCACAUACCCUGCAGGAGUCACAGAAUUUAUCUAUGUUUCUUGCAACGCAGAACAAAAUUCGAGACACAGUGAAAGAGAAUUUGGAAAAAAUAAUCGGUUAUGAAGAGCUUCUGUCCGAUGUUGUCAAUCUGUGUGUGCACAUGUUUGAAACAAAAAUGUACCUGACACCCACUGAAAAGCACAUGCUGGUUAAGGUUAUGGGCUUUGGUUUGUUUUUGAUGGACAAUGAGCUCUGCAAUAUCAACAAACUCGACCAAAAGAAGAAACUAAAUCUCAGUAAAAUCGACAGAAUUUUCAAGAAUCUAGAGGUUGUCCCUCUCUUCGGUGACAUGCAAAUAGCGCCAUUCAACUAUAUCAAGCGCUCAAAGCAUUUUGACCCUGGGAAAUGGCCUUUAUCGAGCUCUGUUACGAUCAGUCCCCAAGCUGAUUUGAUGGUGCACUUGCCGCAAAUACGAGAAGAUCAUGUCAAGUACAUCAGUGAGCUUGCUAUCUAUAGUAACGAGGUUAACACUACAUUCAAAGAAAUGAGGUCAGAUCAGGAAAACAAGGAAACAGCAGAUUUAGCCUUGCGUGGUUUACAAUUGCUGUCGGAAUGGAGUAGCGUCGUCACAGAACUUUACUCAUGGAAAUUGUUACAUCCAACGGAUCAUCAUCAAAAUAAAGAAUGCCCACAAGAAGCUGAAGAAUAUGAAAGAGCAACACGCUACAACUACACAGAAGAGGAAAAAUUUGCGCUAAUUGAGGUGAUUGCGAUGAUCAAAGGCUUGCAAGUUUUAAUGUCUCGUAUGGAAACCUUUUUUACCGAAGCCAUCAGACGCAAUAUUUAUGCUGAACUCCAGGACUUUGUGCAAGUAAUUCUCAGAGAGCCUCUCAGAAAAGCUAUAAAGAACAAACGGGACCUAAUCAGAAGUAUUUUGGUCUCUGUUCGAGAAACAUGUGCUGAUUGGCAGCGAGGGGUUGAGCCAUCAGCAGAUCCUGCACUGAAAGGAAAGAAAGAUCCUGAUUCUGGCUUUGGUAUCAAAGUUCCUCGAAGGAACGUCGGCCCUUCCUCAACCCAGCUUUACAUGGUGCGUACGAUGUUGGAGUCCUUGAUAGCAGAUAAAUCAGGAGGGAAAAGAACUUUGAGGAAAGAUAUCGAUGGCCAGUAUCUGAUGCAAAUAGACCAAUUCCACAAAACAUCGUACAAUUGGAAUUAUCUUCUUAGUUUUAGUGAGUCCUUACAACAAUGCUGUGAUUUAUCUCAGCUUUGGUAUCGUGAAUUUUACCUUGAAAUGACCAUGGGGCGACGUAUUCAGAAAUGCACAGUGCGACAUCAACACAAUGAAGAGUGCAGCGAUCUCAUCACAAUGGAAAAACGCAUACAGUUUCCAAUUGAAAUGUCAAUGCCGUGGAUUUUGACCGAUCAGAUUCUACGUACAAAAGAGCCUUCAAUGAUGGAGUUUGUCUUAUACCCGUUAGAUCUCUACAAUGACAGUGCUCACUAUGCUCUGACUGUCUUCCGCAAACAAUUUUUAUAUGAUGAAGUUGAGGCAGAAGUCAAUCUGUGCUUCGAUCAGUUCGUUUACAAACUUAGUGAGCAGAUAUUUGCUCAUUAUAAGCAACUCGCAGCUAGUAUUUUCUUAGAUAAACGUUUUCGUGUUGAGUGUGUGGCCAUGGGAACUUAUUUGCUGGCAUAUCCGCGCGCAAACCGGUAUGAAACACUGUUGAAGCAGCGACAUGUGCAAUUGUUGGGUAGAUCAAUCGACCUCAACAAACUAAUUACACAACGCAUCAACGCUGACAUGCAGAAAUCUCUUGAGCUUGCCAUUUGUAAAUUUGAAGGGGGAGACAUAACAGGUGUUGCUGAAUUGGAUGGUUUGCUACAAGUGAACAGACUGUGUCAUAAACUUUUGAGCAAGCAUUUGACGCUUGAUGAAUACGAUGCCAUGUUCCGAGAGGCUAAUCACAACGUUUUAGCUCCCUAUGGCAGGAUUACCUUACACGUUUUUUGGGAGCUUAAUUACGAUUUUCUACCAAAUUAUUGCUACAAUGCUGCAACUAACAGGUUUGUGAAAUGCCGUGGAAUCACGUUUACGAACCCUGUGCAUAGAGACAAGCCUCCACAAAUGGGCCACGCUUAUCUCUGGGGGAGCAAACAAUUGAAUCUUGCGUACACUACAAUUUAUAGUCAGUAUACAGGUUUUGUCGGUCCUUGCCACAUGCGCAAUAUGUGCAGAUUAUUAGGUUAUCAAGGCAUCGCAGUAGUAAUGGAAGAGCUCCUCAAAAUCGUCAAAUUACUCAUCCAAGGAAACCUCCUUCAGUUCACUAAGACCCUGAUGGAAGCAAUGCCUAAAACAUGCAAGCUUCCACGAUACGAUUAUGGAUCUCCAGGGGUCCUCGGUUAUUAUCACGCUCAAUUAAACGAUAUCGUUCAGUAUCCAGAUGCCAGGACGGAACUGUUUCACAACUUCCGUGAGUUUGGCAACACGAUCCUAUUUUGUCUACUCAUGGAGCAAGCACUUUCCCAGGAAGAAACGUGCGACUUAGUCCAUGCUGCUGCAUUCCAGAAUAUUUUGCCAAGGCCGUUCUGUAAAGAGGGUGAGAAACCAGAAGUUAAGUUGCGGAAGCUAGAAGCCAAAUUUGAUUCUCUUCAUAUUGUCGCACAUGUAGAAAAACUUGGAUCCGCCAAGCAAACUAUGAUUGCCAAAGAAGGAGACCUUUUGACGCGCGAGAGAUUGUGCUGCGGUUUGUCGAUAUUUGAAAUCGUCUUGUCACGCCUUCGUGGGUUCCUUGAUGAUCCCAUCUGGGUGGGAGUUCCGCCCACCAACGGAGUCAUGAAUAUUGAUGAGUGCACUGAAUUCCAUAGGCUGUGGUCUGCUCUACAAUUUGUUUAUUCCAUUCCUGUUGGAGAGACGGAAUUUACUGUAGAGGAACUUUUUGGUGAAGGUCUCCACUGGGCCGGCUGCACAAUGAUUGUUCUUCUAGGACAGCAACGCAGAUUCGAAGCCCUCGACUUCUGUUAUCAUAUUUUAAGAGUUCAGAGGGUUGACGGGAAAGAUGAAAAUGUCAAAGGCAUUAACCUCAAACGGAUGGUAGACCGAAUCCGCAGGUUCCAGGUGCUGAACUCUCAGAUAUUCGCAACAUUAAACAAAUACCUGAAAUCAAGCGAAAACGACAGUGCCUCAGUCGAACAAGUCCGCUGCUUCCCACCACCGAUUCACCCCUCCCUUGCAGCGCACGCACACUACUAUAGACCGGAGACCCUGCAGUCACAAACUGUGCAUAACCUCUGAAUUCCCCCACUGAAAGGAACUUGUGAUUUAUCUUCGUCUCAAGGAUUAUUUCAUUCCAUUUGUAAAAGGCUCACUGUUAUGUGAGAGAUUGUGAUAAGGAAAUUUUAGUUCCAGAGUGUGAACACAGUACCUCUUAUCCCCCUUUUUUCCUACGUUCAAUUUCUUCUAUUAUUUAUGCAGGCAUUUGGUAUCCAAAACGCGUUUUGUACCUACUGAAGAGUAGCUCUCCGUGGGUAAAAACUGUGUGAAACUUAAAUUUUAUCAUAUUGAAUCUAAAGUUGCGUUUGUGCUGUCAGGUUUGUACGAAGAAAUGAGCACUCCAACCUGGGUCUUGUUAAAUAAUGACUACGCAAGACAUUUUGAUUCCAAACAUUUUUGGUACGAUUGUUUGUCUAACUUAGCUAACGGCCUCAUCACCCGCAGCUUGAGAAUUCUUCUACGCCUGGCAAUGCUGCUUAUACCAAAGGUUGGUGUUAUGAUCUCUCAGUCAUCUGAAGACAAUCCUUCUGGGUUCGUUCUUCUCAAUUAUGUUACGACACCAAUUUCUAAUAUGUCUAUUAUGUGUACAAAGCCAAUUAGUUGAUUUGCCAUACUUAGUGAAUAUACAAGACACGCAAAUUAUUUAUCAUUGCACCGUAUUUGCAAAAUGCUUGAUUACUUUAUUUAGUGCAAGGAUAUUGAUUUUCCCACUUGGUUGUUCUGUCUCGAUGGGAAUAAGCGAUCAUGCAGUUCACGAAAAUGCAUGUUUGUUUAUUCUCAACCAUCGGUCAGUUAUUUUCGGAGUAUUUUAGUCUCGAAAAAUUGUUCGAGGUUCUCCGUCUUCCAUUUUUCAUUUUUUUUUAUUUUUUUACUCUCAUUAAUUUCUUAAUUGUUAUGUGAUUAGAUAUAGUUAACCUCCAGUGCAGUGUAGUAAUGAAAAUGAUUUAAACCGGUAAUUAUUAUGUAUCUUCCUGCGACCUCUGUGGCCAAGGAAUUGAAUUUUUGUUAACAAAAAAUCCGUGGUGCAAUCUUUGUAGAGAUUUUGGGAAAACUUUGAACAAAGAGCCCAAGAAGAGGUUUAAUUUCCGCAAAAUCUGUUCAAAUCUCAGAUCCUUGAGCUUUUCAGGGCAUUUUUAAAAAUUUCUACCGGAAUUUGAAUAUGUAGGUUAUUAAGCUUCUGCUCUGAGAUUACCUACUGUUGCUGACUUAAUGGUCAACUCUCUCAUUAUUGGCUUUUUAAUUCUUCGUAAACGUCCAACCAAACGCGAACACUCUGCUGUGUGUUUACUAUCAGGAAAGUUAAUGUGGUUUUAAAAACCUGAAAAAAAAUUGUUUAGAAAAAUCAACCCUUGAUCAGUGUAGUGAUCCUCUUGUACAUCGCUUCUCAAUUUAAAUGAGUUUUAUAUGUAAUCGUAUGUGUAUAAUUUUUAUCAUUGUACGAAAUAAUUUAUUAAAUCAGUAGCUUUUUAUUUACA